Betta splendens (Siamese fighting fish) is the source of this 1939-nucleotide messenger RNA. Its product is annotated as interleukin-21 receptor. The transcript is spliced from 8 exons. Gene Ontology annotation, molecular function: cytokine receptor activity; protein binding. Gene Ontology annotation, biological process: cytokine-mediated signaling pathway; immunoglobulin mediated immune response. NCBI's taxonomy places the organism in Eukaryota, Metazoa, Chordata, Actinopteri, Anabantiformes, Osphronemidae. The record is from RefSeq and is a predicted model, not a curated record. Gene Ontology annotation, cellular component: external side of plasma membrane. Bases 333 to 1727 code for a protein of 464 amino acids.
AAUAAUCGGAUGACAACUCAAAUUAUGAGUCGCUUUCCACGAAUCAUAUCUUAUGUGAAGUCUGGAGAACGUGUCAUUUCUGCAAAGACCAAAACUUCAAAAAAGACAAACUCUGUGCACAGUUUCAAACCACGUGGUUGCCGCGGCAACUGCAGCUUCACCCCCUUCACACACUUUCCAUUUACAACAGCCCGUAAAAACGGCACAUCCUCCCUCACCGGUGACAUGUGAGCGAUAGCUAUCAGUCAAAGAGGCUGAGACCUCCCUCCCUCAGCCCUCAUAACUUCAGGCCCGAUGUGACGGCUCUGGACUGAGGUCGCGUCCUGGCUGCGAUGGGUCGGAGGCCGGCGCCGCUGUGUCUGCUCGUGUCCAUCAGCGUUGUGUGUCUGCGUGGAGACUCUGCCACAGGUGACCACGGUCUCCAGUGUGUGACCGACUACCUGCUCAUCAACUGCUCGCUGAACCUGUCGCCGUCAGAAAACACCUCCUACUGGCUCCGUCUGCUGGAAAAAUCAGUGGACGGAACGGUCCUCCUGUGUCCCCUGGCGAACGCAUCCGGGCGUUCGUCCUGCUCCACCGGACGGUCGGCCGAGCACGAGCCCAAGCUGCUCAUGGACAUGUACAGCUUUGAGGUGUCGCUCUGCCACGGGCGACGCGGUGCCGCCGAGGCCUGUGAGGUCCUGGAGGAGAGGUUCCAGCCUGCGUUCAACAUUAAACCCAAAGCGCCCUGCUGCUUGGAGGUCACGCGCAACGCGAGCCGGCACCGCUUCGCGUGGAGGAGCACGUACGAGCAGUACAGCAGGUUCACCAACCUGGUCAACAGCUUCACGUACGAGCUGCACCUCUACAGGGGAGCGGCGCGCGACGCGUCACAUAACAUUACCACAGCCCAGACAGAAUACUCUGUGGACGACCGGGUGUUGGCGCUGGACGGCGGGUACGCUGCCAAAGUUCGCUCCAGUCCCAACCAGGUGUUUUACGAGGGGCAGUGGAGCGAGUGGUCGGAUGAGGUCCGCUGGAGGACAGAGGACGGUCCUUCGACGGACGCGCCGGUCGUCAGCCUCGCUAAGUGGCUAUUCAUCCCACUGUGGAUGCUGUGUGUGCUGGCGCUGCUCGUCUUGCUCAUGUGCCACGCUCCUCUUGGGAAGUGGAAGGAAAGCGUCUUUAUUCCAAAUCCAGCUCCUUAUUUCCACACUCUGUACAACAACUUCCAGGGGGAUUUCAGGAGCUGGGUGGUGACGCAAGGAAACACAGCCGACAUGUUACCAGCAGAGGAAACACUUCGAAUAGAUACCCUGAUCAAGAGUCCCGAUGCCCAGGAGGACGAGCGGCAGGCACAGGGCUCCCACCAGCUGAUGCCGGGCAGCGGAUACAGCAACAUAACCGGCCACAUGUGUGAGGCGUCCCUCCCCUACACCGUGAGCAGCACGGCACCGCUGUCCGAGCCAGAGAGCUCACCGGAGGACGCGGGCGUCUCCGCUCAGUCGGGAAACCCCGCUGAGGGAGACUCCGGAUGCUGGCUCUGCAGCAACACGUCUCUGGAGAAGGAGCCGGCGUGGUACUGCAACGAUUACUGCACCCUGAGCGCCUUCCAGCAGCUGACGCUAGGCCCUAAAGAGCACCUAGGGGGGGCCGUGCACCCAAGGGAUUAUCCCGGUGAACGCCUGGAGGGAAGCGUGAAUGUGGCUGUAAACAGCAGGAGCAGAAUAAAGCCUGAAGUUGAAUAAUAGUUGGAAGACACGAUGCAUUAAAGCAACGAUCGACAAUCUGCUGUAGAUGCUAUGCUUUCAUAGAAUUUAUGUGAACAUAUGUAAAGUUUUUCCAAAACAUUUAACUGAAUUGCAUAAGAAAUCAAUGUAAUAGCAUCACACAAACCAAUGUUUGAUAUUUUGUGUAUCUCUACAGUAUUUUACCCUAAAUAAAGACGACCUAAAUGUUU